Messenger RNA from Cryptococcus wingfieldii CBS 7118, 3000 nucleotides. RefSeq lists its product as hypothetical. The record is from RefSeq and is a predicted model, not a curated record. The coding region runs from base 1 to 3000 and encodes 999 amino acids. Lineage: Eukaryota; Fungi; Basidiomycota; Tremellomycetes; Tremellales; Cryptococcaceae. The transcript is spliced from 6 exons.
AUGAGCGACGACAUUCUCCGCAACUCAGCAGCACUCAAUGCUCUCAAGAGACAUCAGCUCGUGUCUCUGUCCAAAAAGUAUGGACUGAGGGCCAGUGGCAAGAAUGUGGAGAUGAUUGGGCGCUUGCAAGUUUACGCCGAUGACCACGCUGGGGACCUCGACUUCUAUAUCCCAGAGCCAGCUCCUACACCAGCUCGACCUCUUCCUGCCGAGUAUCCAAUCCCGUCGGCAACAAGUCCAGCCCCGUCCCCCGAUCAUCUGCCACAGAUACUGCUCAAGCCGAAGGCUCAGCUCAAUCACAAAGAGUCCUUCAUGAGCACCGCCUCACGUCUCUCAAACUCUUGGGAUGUUCUUUCUGAAGGUAACGCCAGUCUCAUUUCAAAGAUGGAGGACGUCGUAGAAGAGGAAGGUGAGGAAAAGUACGGCAGUAUGGGUAGCUGGAAGAGUGCAAACAAUGGAGAGCCUCUCAAUGAAUUUGGAGGUGAGGCACCGGAACACGUCAAGCGCAAUUCUUCCAUGAAAGCGUUCGCAUCCUCAAUCUCGAAAAGAGGGUCAUUAAUCUUACUUGGCCGAAGCGAUUCCUCCUCCUCCAAUCGUGCUCACGGUGAACCGGGAUAUGAGCCGCCAGCGGAUCCUGAAACCGUUCAGUCUCAGCCCGCAGAGGAGCAACAGGAGAUGAUCGUGGACACGCCUCCCUCCCCGGCGUCCACAGUCGGUGUACCUAGACGCCACUCUCGUCACACUCUGCAGGAAAGGCCUAGCACUAUUAGGCUUUGCUCCCCUGCCCCCUUCCAAGCAACUAGCGACAGCACGUCUGAUCACAGCAACGACGACCUUCCAUUCGUCGGAAAGGCUAGAGACCUCAAGGAACGAAGAUCCAUGGCUCCGCUGAGAUCACCAGCGGGCGCCCCAUCUCUCGGCGCAUUCGAACGAAAAUCAAUGCCGGCACUUCCCUAUUCCAACUCGGCUAGUGUGGGUAAUGUGUAUCCCUCAUUGCCCACGAUGCCCGUCGAAUAUGCUUCUCUCAUAAGAUCAUCAGAGUCGGCGUCUGACGCCACACCGAUCCCUGGGGCAUUCCCUCCCCUUCCACCUACACCCGGCAGGGCACAGAUACUCUUUGGCGACAGGACAGGUACUGGGGUCUCCAAUCACCAGUUCUCGGAGGCCGCACAGGCUGUGCUCAAGGAAAUGAACGCCAAGUUGCCCCAAGGUAGUUUCAAAUUUGGUGAAGAGUUGUUGAAAGGAAGAGAUGCAGAGCUGGCCAAGCUGGUGCAGGUGAAUAAGGACGUCGGUACCGGGGGGUGGGGGCUGAGCGGUGGAGGAUUGACUCAGGACCGAUACGCAGAGGCCCACCAAAAGGAAUUUGCCAAAAUGAGGUCCAUUUCAAAAUCAUCCAUCCGACCAGGCCCUUCUCGAACGGCUUCCUCGGGAUCUGUCACCCGGCCGUAUAUGAUCCCUCUCGCUGAGGGCAGCAAGGCCGCCAAGCGAAAACUUGCAGGGUCUACUUCCACGCUCGAAUUACCUUCUGCUCCCAAUGGCUUGCCUCUUCACUCUGCUGAGGAGGACGUCGAUUCCAGGCAAUCCAAGCGAACCCGUCUCUCUACACAUCCUCUGGGUAGUCUGCGAGGCGCCAAAAAGAGUCUCGCCAACAUGCUUGGGGAAGAGAAAGGGCUAUCCCAGCACACGCCCCGGAAGCAAAAGGAUCGCAAGGAGAAGCGCGCAAGCAUGCUCGGACGAGGUAAUUCGAUGAAAUUCCCGUUUCUGAAGAAAAAGAGCACUCUGGGCCCCGACUCACUCUCUGCGUCGUCUUCCUUGCCCAGCAUCUCCCAUCCUCGAGCUUUGCCUAGAACACUGCCGUCGGGUCCCGAGACUGGGGCGUCCAACACCCCGCUGUCCUCUAGCACCCACAAGCGCUUGGUGCAGCAUAGCACCGAUAAUGGUCAGUCACAGAAGGACAGAGGAAGGUCCACUUCGGCCCAGACCAUGAUGUCUCAAGCGAGUGGUAGAACACCAAAGCGAUCUCGAAUACCUGACUUUGUGCCGCCUCUCCCCAGCGCGAAGCAAGACAAACAGGCCUCUUUGGAUGCUACCAACACUUUGGGCUUGCCAAAAUCCUCAUCUGUGGUCAAAUCGACCACAUCGUUUGUGACGAACACGUCUUCUACAUCCGCUGCGAGGGCGUACAAGAGGCAGAGCCAGAUGGACCUGCUCCGCAACGCCCGGCCUGCUCCUCUCCCACCCGCGCCCGUCCACGAUCUCCAGCAGAAGAGCAAGGCGUCUUCUGCUACUUCAGCUUCUUUGGAUCGAGCCUUGUCUUCUUUUGUCUUGGCGCCCGAGACCAAGCCAAAGCUGCCGUCGUCUUUUCCACAAACGGCAGAGGAAUAUCCGAGAGUCCCUUCUUCUUCGUCUACUCGGAGCUUGAUAACCCCAGCAGCUCCCCGACCUCAGGCAGCCUCUAACCCUAAUCGCCACUCCACCCUCUUUCAGCCUACUGCCGCUUCUCUCGCGAGGAUGCAGGCGACAGUCAAGCCUCGUACCGACAGACCCCUACCUACUUUGCCUUCCACCCCUUCUGCGAUGGUUCAACCUGCCAUUCAGCCUACCCAGGCCAAGGAGAACAAGAGAGAGAAUGGGGAUAUAGAGGUGAUCAGUCCUAGCAUCUCUUUCAAUACCAUCCAGCCAUUUGGCAACGCUUCCUCUCGCGAGAAUGCGUUUGAAUCCAACUUCAUGUCCAAGCCUUCGCCCUCGAAUACCAAGGGCAGCUUGAACGGAAAAUCAAGCACUGGGCCUAAAACCACUCUCAUGAAGAAGGGAUCGACGGCGAGCAUCUCCGCUGUCGCUGCUCGAAACAGGGCAAGGUCGAACGGGCUGAGUGCUGUCAAGAGUAGAGGAGAUUUGAGAGACAAGGAGCAAGACAUGAAGAGAAGGAAGGAGGAGAUGAAGGCGACCAUGGAGAGGAGAAAAGAGGAGAGGGAGUUGAGGGAGCUGUUGGGUAUGUGA